Rhagoletis pomonella (apple maggot) is the source of this 2796-nucleotide messenger RNA. It is a transcript of the gene BTBD9, whose product is annotated as BTB/POZ domain-containing protein 9. Gene Ontology annotation, biological process: circadian behavior; adult locomotory behavior; modulation of chemical synaptic transmission. Gene Ontology annotation, molecular function: protein binding. Lineage: Eukaryota; Metazoa; Arthropoda; Insecta; Diptera; Tephritidae. The record is from RefSeq and is a predicted model, not a curated record.
AACGUUUCUCGGAGCAAAUGGCACAGCUCUGCAUGAACGAUGAUUACUCGGAUGUGACAUUCAUAGUAGAAAAUGAGCGGCUACCAGCGCAUCGCGUGAUUUUGGCGGCACGUAGCGAAUAUUUUCGAGCGCUGCUGUUCGGCGGUCUAUGCGAGUCCAGUCAAAGCGAAAUUGAACUGAAAAUUCCCGUGGAUGCUUUCAAAGCUUUGUUAAAAUACAUAUAUUCAGGUCGUAUGCCACUGGCACAGAUGGAUGAGAACAACAUACUUGAUACUUUGGGAUUGGCAAAUCAGUACGGUUUCAACGAAUUAGAACAUGCAAUAUCGCAAUAUUUGCGACACUAUUUGGCAUUGGAUAAUGUUUGCGCUAUAUUGGAUGCUGCACGUCUUUACAAUUUAGAGAAGCUUACAGAAGUCUGUUUGACAUUUAUGGAUCGCAAUGCAACAGAUAUAUUACAACAUGAAUCCUUCCGAGCGCUGUCUGAGGAAUCUUUGGAAGAAGUUCUCAAACGGGAUUCAUUUUUUGCUCCUGAGGUGGAGAUUUUUUUAGCCGUAUGGGAGUGGUGCAAGUACCACUCAAAUAUUAAUAUUGAUUCUGUAGUUUCCUACGUACGUUUGCCAUUAAUGAACCUCGAAGACUUGCUUCAGGUUGUGCGUCCCUCAGGCAUUUUAGAACCCGACAAAUUACUCGAUGCUAUUCAGGAACAGACCACUUCUAAAUAUUUACCAUAUCGUGCAGCCCUCUGGCCCGAAGAGAAUGUGGCUACAGCAAAAUUUGGUGCAAGAACUAUUCAAGGGGAUUGUCGUGCCGCUUUGUUGGAUGGCGACUGUGCAUCGUAUGAUAUGGAAAAAGGCUAUACGCGCCAUUGUAUUUCAGACAUUAAUGACAGCGGCGGAAUAACUGUAGAACUGGGCACAACCUGUAUUAUCAACCAUAUUAAGAUGCUUCUCUGGGAUCGGGAUAAUCGUUCGUAUUCCUACUUCAUAGAGGUUUCAGCGAAUUCCACCAACUGGGAUCGUGUUAUUGAUUACACCCAGCAUUACUGUCGCUCAUGGCAAUUCUUGUAUUUCCCAGCGCGUCCAGUGCGCUACAUCAAGCUCGUAGGCACACGUAACACUGUGAAUAAAGUAUUUCAUGUUGUUGGUUUGGAGGCGAUGUAUACCGCUUCUAUGCCUAAGGUGAUCAAUGGAAUUGUGGCACCUACUUCGAAUGUUGCACGCACAGAUAUGAGCGCUAUUGUUGUGGACGGUGUGAGUCGUACGCGAAAUGCACUCUUGAAUGGUGAUUAUGUAAAUUAUGAUUGGGACUCAGGCUACACCUGUCAUCAAUUGGGUAGCGGUGAAAUUGUUGUUAGAUUAGGGCAACCUUACGUUAUUGGCUCAAUGCGUUUGCUGUUAUGGGAUUGUGAUGAUCGCACUUAUAGUUUUUACAUUGAAACAUCGGUAAAUGGAAAGGACUGGCAUAUCGUUGUCGAUAAACGUAACGAACAAGUGCGCUCAUGGCAAAAUUUCUCUUUCACGCCAAGGCCGAUCGUUUUUAUACGCAUUGUGGGUACACGCAAUACGGCUAAUGAGAUCUUUCAUUGUGUGCACUUAGAGUGUCCCUCACAGGACCCCAACUUUCUACAAAUGGAAAAAGAAGAAGAACAGCAAGGCAAUAGCAAGGCGCUGGACGCUUCGGGUGCCGGUGGUGACAGCAAUGAAAGCUGCGCUAGCACAGCAAGUGUCAGUAGCACAGCAAGCAAUUAUAAUAAUAAUUCAAAUCAGUCGAACGACCAGCAAUUGCCAGAAGUUCUCAUCAAACUAAACAAUGUUUCAGUUGAUGACAAUUAGUUAUGCUAUUUCUAAUGAAAACAGAUCGGACAGAGGAGCCGCGUCGGUGCUAUAAGCAUGUCGAAUAACACCACAUAACAUAAAAAAAUGCCAUUAGUGCGACUCAUUGUCAUUUUAUUUUACUUUGAAUAUACAUAAUUAAAUAUACGGAACUAAAUUAUAAGAGGUUUGAACGUGGUCGCAAUUAACAAACGGUUGCUUUAGUACAAUAUUUUUUAAUAAGAAAAAUCGGUUGCAAUAUUUUUCAUACAUCAACAUUGUUCAACUUUUAAAUAAUGGAAAUGGCAUAUUAAAAAAAUAGUCUUUGUCAAUCAAUGAAAAUUUAAAUGAAAUCUUAAUUCAGAACGCAUAUCUCUAAUUUGCCACAGUAAAAUAUCUUAAGGAUGAAUCUUUUAUUAAUAAAAAAAUACACUGAUUAUGUUUAAAACAAAUCCAAUAUACUUAUAGCUACGGAAAUGUAUUAUGAAAAGAAACAAAAAAUUUUAAAAGACGAAACAAAAUGGGGAAUUUCACAAACUAUUACUGUUCUUCAUUUAAUAUUUUAUGUUGAUAACCAAGCAUGUCGUUUAGAAUAUGGUCUAUUUAUUUUAUCUGUUUAGCUUUUAUGUUAGGGACAUACAUAUGUUUAUUUCUGUAUAUAUAUAUAUUUGGAUUCAAGAUAAAAGGAGUCUUUUUUUAAACGCUUUGGUAUAUAAGCUUUUUGAAAUGAAUUGUUUAUGCAGCGCUGUAAAUUUUCAGCUUACAUUGUUCAAAUAACUGUAAGAACUUUUCGUUAUUUAUAAAUUCUGUAUUGGGCUAAAUUGAAAAAAUAUUUCCGGUUAUAAGUUUAAAAUAUAAAAUUUAGCCUGAGUAAGUUCUGGAAAGUUUAUUUUUAAUAAUAUUGACACCAAUGUCGUGAGUUUUCUACAAACAUGUUUUAAUUGAAUGAAAUUUUAAAUUUAAUAAAAAUUGUACACACUUUUAA